AUGGCUUAUGUGGUGGAGAGGUUUGGCCGUUUCCAUCGCGUGCUUACCCCAGGUCUGCACUUUUUGAUCCCUUUGGUAGACAGACUGGCGUACAUACAUUCGCUGAAGGAGGAGGCUCUUACAAUUCCCAACCAAACAGCCAUUACGCGCGACAAUGUCACUUUACAGAUUGACGGAGUCCUGUACGUGCAAAUAAAAGAUGCCUACAAAGCGUCUUACGGAGUUGAAAACCCCAUUUUCGCCGUCACCCAGCUGGCCCAAACAACUAUGCGAUCUGAACUGGGGAAGCUGACUCUGGAUAACACAUUCCUCGAGAGAAAUGCUCUUAACAAGACAAUUGUAGAAGCAAUAAAUACCGCAGCGGGGCCGUGGGGGUUGACAUGCCUCCGUUAUGAAAUUCGUGACAUCCUCUUGCCAGCGAACAUUAGAAGUGCGAUGGAGCGACAGGCCGAGGCGGAGCGACUAAAAAGGGCUGAAGUGCUGCGAAGCGAAGGCGAGAGGGCACGGCUUGUGAACAUAGCUUUGGGGCAGAAGGAAGCCACAAUUUUGAAUGCUGAGGGACAGGCAGAGGCCGUUAGACAACGGGCAGCGGCAGCAGCGGAGAGUGUACGAAAGAUAGCCGACACAACUAGCAUUCCAGGAGGCAUGCAAGCACUGAGUUUGCAGCUCGCUGAGAACUAUGUAGCUGCCUUCGGCAGACUGGCGGAAGGCAGCAAUACGCUCAUUGUUCCCGCAGACGCCGCCAACCCUUCGCGACUGCUCGGCCAGGCUUUGGGGGUCUUCAGGGCCGUUGACAGAAGCUUGGCAGAGGCGCCUCCAACUUCGCCGCCGAGCCCGAACCCCCCGGCGGCCAGCAACUGA
Molecule: messenger RNA, 861 nt
Organism: Eimeria maxima
Lineage: Eukaryota; Apicomplexa; Conoidasida; Eucoccidiorida; Eimeriidae
Product: SPFH domain / Band 7 family domain-containing protein, putative
Exons: 8
Coding region: 1-861 (286 amino acids)
Cellular component (GO): membrane
Source: RefSeq, a predicted model, not a curated record